Aspergillus wentii DTO 134E9 is the source of this 1032-nucleotide messenger RNA. RefSeq lists its product as uncharacterized. The record is from RefSeq and is a predicted model, not a curated record. Bases 1 to 1032 code for a protein of 343 amino acids. NCBI's taxonomy places the organism in Eukaryota, Fungi, Ascomycota, Eurotiomycetes, Eurotiales, Aspergillaceae. The transcript is spliced from 2 exons.
AUGUCCCUCCCCUCUUUCCUGUACUCUCAGCUGUUUGUGGGACUUCCCCAACCUGAACAUGACUUCACCGGUCAAACAAUUGUCAUCACGGGUGGAAACACUGGUUUAGGACUUGAAGCAGCGCGCCACCUAUUAAGGCUGAAUGCGUCCUACGUAAUUCUUGGUGUCCGAAAUCUGUCUAAGGGCCAGGCAGCCAAGAAGGACAUUGAACAGUCUACCGGAAAGACUGGCCGAGUCGAUAUGGUCCAUUUGGACAUGGAAGAUUAUCAGUCGGUCAAAUCAUUCGCUGCAUCAGUAUCUACCCUGCCUCGUGUUGAUGUUGCCAUUUUGAAUGCGGGAAAGAUAGCGCAGGACUUUUACAUUGCAGAGAAAGAUGAGAGCACGAUUACGGUCAAUGUUGUGAGCACUAUGCUCCUGGCGUUACUACUGCUUCCCAAGUUACGCGCCUCGGCCCAAGCAGAAAUGCCAUAUCCUCGUCUGGUCAUUGUGUCGUCUGAUCGGCAUGUAAUGACGAACUUACCAGAGUGGAAAACGCCCAAUACAUUUGAAGCUUUGCGGAACAAGACCCAUUAUGGACCAGAUGAUCGAUACUAUGCUUCCAAGCUUCUUUCGGUCCUGUGUAUGCGACAGUUGGCGAAAGAAAUUACAUCAACGGACCCAAAAAUCAUUGUCAAUGGGCUGACGCCAGGAUAUUGUGUCACGAACCUUGUCACUGAUGUACAAGGAUUCUGGGGAUGGCAGCUUUACGUUAUGAAGCUGUUGUUAGCACGUACAGCAGAGCAGGGAUCUCGGUCGUUGGUCCACGCGGCUUCCUUGGGACUAGAAAGUCAUGGGAAAUAUCUGAAUGACUGCAAGAUCGAUGAGUCCGUUACCCCCCUCCUCCAAUUUGUGCUCUCUAACCUACGAUCUAGUGGCGCAUUAUCUGAGUUUGUUAGAAGCGAGGAGGGAGAUCAAGCUCAACAGAAGGUGUGGAAGGAGUUGCUCGAAAAAUUGGAGUGUAUUGUGCCUGGGGUGUCAGGGAAUGUUCAUUGA